This is a messenger RNA of Aphanomyces astaci, 1044 nucleotides long. RefSeq lists its product as hypothetical. Lineage: Eukaryota; Oomycota; Saprolegniomycetes; Saprolegniales; Verrucalvaceae. The record is from RefSeq and is a predicted model, not a curated record. The transcript is spliced from 3 exons. Bases 40 to 918 code for a protein of 292 amino acids.
UACUUGCCUUGCUUUUGCUGUGCCGCCUCGCGAUUCAAGAUGGCCAGCGCUGUGAUCGGGUCCUUGAUCGGGACGUAUGACUUGAAGAUGGCGCAACAAUGGAGGGAUGAGGACAUCAGCCAUCGAGCACAGGAGAAGCAGUGGCGAGAUGACGACAUCAAGCGCGCGUACUCGUGGCGAAACGAAGAUGUGGAGCGAGAAAAGCGAUUAAACAAACUUGAGAACGAGCGCCGGAUCACAGACGCGCGGAGCGAGCAGUUGUCGGCAGUGUCCAACUUGUCGGCGCUGCUAGGGGGGUUUGCUAUGGUAGCGAAUGUCGAGAUCAGUCUCCCAGACGACGUGUCCAACAUCGUGAUGUUCUUCUACGGCACGACCAGUGCCGCCGUGAUCCUGUGUAUGCUGUGUUGCAUGCUCAUGUGCACGUUGCUGCUCCUUGCGAUCACUCAGUAUGCUUCUCAAGAGCUGGAGACGGACCUGCGGCACCUCUCGUUCGACGAACUCGACGUCGAGUCCCCGUUCUACGUGUGGUGGCUCAAGCGCUGCGAACAGGACUGGUUGCUCGCGUACAAGUUCUUCCGCAUGGGCAUCUUUCUGUUCCUCUGCACCGUGUCCUGGGUCGGUUGGGUCCAGUUCGAGAAGACCGCCAUCGCCGGGAUCGGCAUGACCGCCAUCGCCGCGCUGUCGUUCAUCUUUUGGCAAGUGCGCAUCGAAAGCAAAUGGCGCUACCUGCUCUACUUCCCCGAGACCAAGAUCCCUCCAAGCAUGGAGGGCCAUGACGACGACACCGCGUACCUUUCCACGCGCACGCACUCGGUCACGAAGGACUUUUCCAUCUUCCACACUCCAGCAACCACAUCCAUGCCGUCUGCCGCCGAAGACCGCGACGUUCCUUACGAAAGAGCGCAAACUCCCAGAUAGGUGGCGCACCACACCUCGAUACGCGUGUAUCAAGUACUAUAUCUAGUAGUACUAGCAAUAUUCAUACUACUACGUGGUUACUAUUAAUAGUUGAACAUCGACUACUUGUUAUAUGGCAACACGACA